UACAUUUCAACUCUAAAGUCCAAUCCUCGGCUGGAAAACGAGGAAGAAGGAACAAAAAUUAGGUUUCGAGAUUGCAAGAUAUCAAAAAAGGUUUACGCCGCCAACACCAUAAAACCUCAAUCAUCCUCGUCGUCCUUCCUCUUUCAAGCACCGCAAUCUCUCUGUGUCUCUGUCUCUGUCUCCGCCGCCAUGUCUUCUGCCUCCGUCCCUGAUUCUGUGUCCUAUGACACCCCCAAAAGCAAAUCCCUAACUGAACAACGACCCAUCACUGGCGACAAAAGUGAUUCCGAUCUAAACCCCUCACACCAAGGUGGGGAUUCGGGGAAGCAGAAUAAGCGGAAGAGAAAUGAUGAGUCCCAGAGGAGAGAGACGAAGAGGCACAAGGCCAUUGAACACUUUUCAUCAAGGAGAAAAGAAGAAGCGGAAAAAGAAAAAGGAGAUGUUGUGCCUCCCUCUACAAUGUCUCCUAGGCUUCGGGACAGGGGACUUGAAUCCAAAUUUCCCAUUCGCGAUGAUCACUAUGUGCGUCACACCGAUCAGACAUGGCCAUCUAAAGACGGAGGUAGAGUGCAUGGUGAUAGACACAUACCAUCUUCUGCACAUGUCAUUUCUAAUGCACCAAGUCCACCUGAUACUUCUAAUACUACUCCAGUGGUACAACCUUCGUCAUCAUUCUCUGGGAAGACACCACUACCUAAGCCAGCACCAUUGCAACCACCAGAUAAGACCUUAAGUGAAAAUUGUAAGGUCGACUACCAUAAACCACGAAUGUUGGAGCAAAAUGAUGAGAAACAUCAGAAGAAUAAGAGGGUAUGUGAAGAAUUAGUACAAAGGAGCAGCACUAUACAUGGAAAACAGAGUGGCCAGGUUGAUAUCUCUCGAUUAAAUUUAGAAGAUCAUACUAAGAAAGUUCAGAAGUCUGAAAGAAACAGAUGCUCUACACAAGAUAUUGCCUCUGGGUUUAUGGAUGAUAACAACACGAGGGACAUACAGCUUCACAGUAAUGUGGAAACCAUUUCUGAAGUUCCAGUUGAAGCUUCUGAGGGGAAAAGCAGGGAGAAAGGAGAUAAAUACAUGGGAACUAAUGAUGGUUCAAAGCAACCUGCAAAUAGUGUGUCUGUUAGAAAUGACUUGUGUGAUGUUAAAUCUGAGUCACAAUUUGUUCACAAGAGUCAUGUGACUGGGAGAAACCAUUUGUCAAAACCAAGGCACACUCGUGAUGAUGUUAAAUCUGAGUCACAAUUUGUUCACAAGAGUCAUGUGACUGGGAGAAACCAUUUGUCAAAACCAAGGCACACUCGUGAUGACCACAUUUUGCGCAGAGAAGAUGACCACAUUUUGCGCAGAGAAGAUAAGCACAUUUUGCGCAGAGAAGAUGACCACAUUUUGUGCAGAGAAGAUGACCACAUUUUGCGCAGAGAAGAUAAGCACAUUUUGCGCAGUAAAGGCAAGCACAUUUUGCCCAGGGGGGAUAAGCGAGCUGUGUCUAGAAAGCCCUUGCGGCCUCAAGGACUUUACCGACCUGACAUCAAUGCCACGUUGAAUGCAAAAAGUGUUGAAUUGCGAAGACCUGGUGGUAAAAAUCCAAUGCCUUUUACAUGUGAUACUUGCCAUCUUAAGCUUUUGUCAAGACAAGGUUACGACGCCCAUAUAAAAGAGUUUACUCACAUCCGUAAAGUAGAGGAGGUUAGUAAAAGAGUUAUAAACCUCAAGCAGGCGGUGUCUGAUGCAAUUAAUAUUCUAGUUCAACGAGGUGAUGGUAAUAGUGCACUUUUUGUUGAGCUCCUGACGACUGUUCUAUCUAAAACACAAGUUACAAUAACAGAACCAGCACACACAUCUGUUGAUGGACCAAGUUCUGAACCCCAGUUAUUGCAAUCAGAAAUCCAAGCACAUGUUGAUAUUGAAGAUUCUUCCGGCAAAACAAAAACUGAGCUGGCAGUGGAUGUUGAGAUACCGGGGGCACCCACAUCUAUGGCUGGACCAAGUUAUGAAGCCCAGUUGUUGCAGUCACAAGUAUCAGAAAUCAAAGCUCGUGUUGAGAAGGAAAAUCCUUCCCGUGAAACAAAACCUCGGCUUGUGGUAGCCGCUGAGAUAUUGGCACCCACAUCUAUGACUGGACCAAGUUGUGAACCUCAGUUGUUGCAGACACAAGGUUCAGAAAUCAAAACACAUGUUGAGAUGGAAAAUGCUUCUGGUGAAACAAAAGCUGAGCUGGCCAUGGCUGCUGAUAUACCAUCUCCCGCAUCUAUGUCUGGACCAAGUUAUGAACCUCUGUUGUUGCGGACUCAAGCAUCAGAUACCAAAGCUCAUGUUGGCAUUGAAAAUCCUUCAGGCGAAAUAGAAAUUGAGCUUGCCGUGACUGCAGAGGUACCUGCACCCACAUCUAUGACCGGAGUAAGUCAUGAACCCCAGUUAUUGAAGGCCCAAGUAUCAGAAAGUAAAAAACAUGUUGAGAUAGAAAAUCUUUCAGACGAAACAAAAACUGUUACCUGUCCCACUGAGGUCAAAAGCUAAGGCAGGUGCAAGUGUCAGCGCCCAAAGUGGAGAGGGUUCUGAAACUAAAAGGCUGUAAAAUUUCCUCAAGAUGGUUCAGUUGUGAUACCCGCUUCUACCCAAGCUUUUUUAUGACCAAAUACCUUCGGAAUAUGUAGUUCCCAUUGCUUGGUAGGACUAAAGAAUACUCAACUAUUCUCUCCCGCACUUCAAUUUUUUCAUUUUCGGGGCUUCAAAGAUAUUUACAUAUUUUCUUGGGAUAUGAAUUUUGCCGGUCAAUGCAAUGUUAGGAUGUCCCAAAAGUUUUUUUUUUUCUGCAGUAGCACGUGUGCUUUUUUAUAUUCUCAAUAUAGCACAUUGUAAAGAAUAUUUACCCUGAUAACGUGGUUUUCCUGUAGAGAACUUUUUAGUUAGAAAUCUGAACUUGUUUUUUUAAAA
Messenger RNA from Vigna angularis (adzuki bean), 2934 nucleotides. RefSeq lists its product as uncharacterized. NCBI's taxonomy places the organism in Eukaryota, Viridiplantae, Streptophyta, Magnoliopsida, Fabales, Fabaceae. The record is from RefSeq and is a predicted model, not a curated record. The transcript is spliced from 2 exons. The coding region runs from base 190 to 2517 and encodes 775 amino acids.